GCCACCGCUCCCAACACUAUCCACCUUCCUGAACAAUGGCUGCUUGCCUGCGCCCUUGAUAUGCAAGGCCCGGGUAGCUAUCGUCGCCGUCAUAACUUGUCGCUCGUAUAGGUUGGAGCGACUAUUACAUAUACCCCUCGACGGUGCUGCCUGUGUCUUGUCAGUUGGCGCCUCGAUACUGUACGCGUUGCCAUCAUGCGCCUCUCAAUCGUGGUUGCGGCGGUCCUUUCUGGCCUCCAGACAGCCUCUGCGGUCAAGCUCUUACCGAAGAGCCUUGUCGAGAGGGAAGAGCAUUUACAAUCCGCACGGAACCCACGAAGCCUGGCCAAACGCGCGGAUACUGAUCCGUCGUUGCUAUACCCUGCACACAACAUAUCCGUGCCAGUCGACUUCUUUCAUAACGAGACGCGUUAUGAGCCGCACAGCAAUGACUCGUUCAACCUCAGAUACUGGUUCGACGACACCUACUACAAGCCAGGGGGCCCGGUCUUUGUUCUCCUGAGCGGAGAAACCAGCGCAGUCGGCCGUCUACCGUUCUUGCAGAAGGGAAUCGUGCACCAAGUCAUCAAGGCCACGAAUGGCUUGGGUGUCAUUCUGGAGCACCGCUACUAUGGCGAAAGUUUCCCUGUUGCCAAUCUCUCGACCGAGAACAUGCGCUUCUUGUCAACAGAGCAGGCUCUUGCUGAGGUCGACUAUUUUGCCAGGAACGUGAAAUUCGAGGGGGUGGAUGCCGAUCUGACUGCACCGAACACCCCCUGGAUCGUCUACGGCGGAUCCUAUGCCGGAGCCCAGGCUGCAUUUCUGCGAGUCGUGUACCCAGAGACCUUCUGGGGUGCCAUUUCGUCGUCGGGCGUCACAACCGCCAUCUAUGACUACUGGGAGUACUUUGAGCCUAUCAGAAUUUUCGGGCCUCCGGACUGCAUCAAGAACACGCAGCUGCUGAUUGACGUGGUGGACGGUGUCUUGUUGCGCCAGAAUGAUACUGCCAUGUCUCAGUCUCUCAAGGAUGCCUUUGGUCUGGGCGAUGUGACGGACAACCGCGAUUUUGCCAACCAGUUUACCAGUGGCGUUUAUGGCAUCCAAAGCACCAGCUGGGACCCGGAAGAGGACUCGCCAUCCUUUUUCUAUUAUUGCAAGAACAUGACCAACCCGGAGCCUACUGGCGAAAAUCUUCGUCCAACGGUUGCCAAGCUUGCCGCAGCAGCUGGCUAUGCCAACGACACAGCAGUGCAGAACAUAACCCUGAAUGCCAUUUCUUGGGUCAACAGCACCAUACUUCCGGCCUGGCGUACAUCCAACGUGUCUCAGGACUCCUUUUUUACCCAACUCAACGCCACCAGGCUUGAGGAAAACAGGGACCUCAGUGACUAUGGCCUAGUCAGCUGGAACUACCAAGUGUGCACUGAAUGGGGCUACAUUCAGACUGGCAACACGCCCAAAAACAUCAUGCCACUAAUCUCACGUACGCUGGAUCUCGAGUACCUCACCUUCUUCUGCCGAGCGCAAUUCAACAUCCAUGAGCCGCCUGAGAUUGAACGCGUCAACAAGUACGGCAACUUUGACAUUGAGUAUGACCGCCUUGCCAUUAUUGGCGGAAACUCGGAUCCAUGGAGGCCUGCAACGCCGCUGUGGUACCCAGACAGCCGCAACACAUCGACGGAGAAGCCGUGGCUGCUCAUUAGCCACGGAGUGCAUCACUGGGAGGAAAAUGGCAUCUUCGAGAACCAGACUACCCCUGAGCUGCCGCCAGCGCAGAUUGUCUAUGCACAGCAGUACAUUAAGAACUUUGUUGCUGACUGGGUUGAGGAGUUCAAGGCAAAGACAGACCGCUCCGAACUGCGUUGAUUGCGGACUGUCAGGCAGAGAGGCUUUUUAUGUCGGUCCAGACAUGGAGCUGCUGUAAGCAUAUGGAAGCUAGUGGCUAUAAUAGAGCUAGUUAAGAUAUGCACAUAACACUAGCUUCACUCCUAUAACGUCUGCUCGAUUUUAACCUGUUGUUGUACUUGGCUGACCGCCACAGCACGCUGUUGAUAAGCUGCUGACGAGUCGAGUGCUGACGCAACGACACUUACGACCGACUACUAAGUAUGUUCUUGCAAGUUUAGCGAUAGCCUAAGCUUCCGAGGUCCCUGUCGCUUUGAAGCAAAGGGUCCUGCAAUCUCUUG
Exserohilum turcica Et28A is the source of this 2165-nucleotide messenger RNA. RefSeq lists its product as uncharacterized. Gene Ontology annotation, biological process: proteolysis. Gene Ontology annotation, molecular function: dipeptidyl-peptidase activity; serine-type exopeptidase activity. NCBI's taxonomy places the organism in Eukaryota, Fungi, Ascomycota, Dothideomycetes, Pleosporales, Pleosporaceae. The transcript has 3 exons. The coding region runs from base 196 to 1845 and encodes 549 amino acids. The record is from RefSeq and is a predicted model, not a curated record.